Messenger RNA from Cyclopterus lumpus (lumpfish), 2069 nucleotides. It is a transcript of the gene kcng2, whose product is annotated as potassium voltage-gated channel, subfamily G, member 2. Gene Ontology annotation, biological process: potassium ion transmembrane transport; protein homooligomerization. The transcript has 2 exons. NCBI's taxonomy places the organism in Eukaryota, Metazoa, Chordata, Actinopteri, Perciformes, Cyclopteridae. Gene Ontology annotation, molecular function: voltage-gated potassium channel activity. Bases 119 to 1738 code for a protein of 539 amino acids. The record is from RefSeq and is a predicted model, not a curated record. Gene Ontology annotation, cellular component: membrane; voltage-gated potassium channel complex.
AGACAUGCCGUGUCGCUGAAUGGGUGACGAGCACCCAGUCACCUACCAGCCACGAACCCCUUGAAGCCACCGUCCCAUCUCAUCGUGCGGGACAGGGUCCCCCAGCAAAGUGGCAGUGAUGUACCAGGAGGUGGCCUUCCUGGCUGGAAGCACCGAGCAGCAGUUCACCCCCUUCCACUUCAAGCAGGUGGAGAACCCGCAGGAGGUGGAAAGCAAGAAGGGUUUGUUCUACAAGCGAGCCCAGCUGCUGCCCCAGGCUCAGCCCCGCCAGCAGGACGGGGACGAGAUCGACCUCGGUGACGGGGCGGCCGUCAUCAACGUGGGGGGGAUCAAGUACCGCAUCCCCUGGUCCACGCUGGAGGAGUUCCCCCUGACGAGACUGGGCAAGCUGCGCGGCUGCAGCAGCGAGGCCGAGAUCAUGGACUUGUGCGACGACUACGACGUCAGCCGCAACGAGUACUUCUUCGACCGGAGCCCGUCGGCUUUCCGCACGAUCGUCUCUUUCCUGGCGGCGGGGAAGCUGCGGCUGCUGAGGGAGAUGUGCGCCCUGUCCUUCCAGGAGGAGCUGCUGUACUGGGGGGUGGAGGAGAACAACUUGGACUGGUGCUGCCUCAGGAAGCUGCGGCUCAGGCAGGAGGAGUACAAGGAGCUGCAGCGGUUGGAGGAGGAGGAGGAGGCCGAGCUCACCUCGCCGCAGUCCUGCGAGGAGAGCCUGCAGUCCCCCGGAGCAGGGCCGCAGGAAGACGCCCAAACGGGGGGCUGCAUGCGAAGGCUUCGGGACAUGGUGGAGAACCCCCACUCAGGCCUGCCGGGGAAGAUCUUCGCCUGUCUGUCGGUGAUAUUUGUAGCCAUCACCGCGGUGACGCUGUGCGUCAGCACCAUGCCAGACCUCAGGGAGGAGGAGGAGAGGGGCGAGUGCUCCCAGAGGUGCUACAACAUCUUCGUGCUGGAGACGGUGUGCGUCGCCUGGUUCUCCCUGGAGUUCACGCUGCGCUUCAUCCAGACGCCGAGCAAGUGCACGUUCCUGCGAACGCCUCUCAACGUCAUCGACGUGGUGGCCAUCCUGCCCUACUACGUCACCCUCAUCGUGGACUCUGUGUCGGUGGGAGGGAAAUCCGCGGGCUCCGGGAACAACUACCUGGAGAAGGUGGGCUUGGUUCUCCGAGUCCUGCGAGCCCUGCGCAUCUUUUACGUGAUGAGGCUGGCCCGCCACUCCCUGGGCCUGCAGACGCUCGGCCUGACGGUGAGGCGCUGCACGCGGGAGUUCGGCCUGCUGCUGCUCUUCCUCUGCGUCGCCAUGGCUCUCUUCUCCCCGCUGGUGUUCCUCGCCGAGAGCGAGCUGGGCGCCAAGCAGGAGUUCACCAGCAUCCCCGGUAGCUACUGGUGGGCCGUCAUCUCCAUGACGACGGUGGGCUACGGCGACAUGGUGCCCAGGAGCAUCCCCGGCCAGGUGGUGGCGCUCAGCAGCAUCCUGAGCGGCAUCCUCCUCAUGGCCUUCCCCGUCACGUCCAUCUUUCACACCUUCUCGCGCUCGUACCUGGAGCUGAAGGAGGAGCAGAUCCGGGCGCUGAGGCAGAAGCCGGACUCGCAGGACAGCACCAAGUCGCAGAACAGCGAGGACUCUCAGGAGACGGACAGCUACCACGGCGUCGCGGAGGCCGCGGCCACGUCCAUGCGGCGGAGGAAGUCCAUGGCCGCUCGCAGGGCCGCUGAGAUUAAAGCGGCCAUGAAAAGUUAGCCGGACUCCGCUCGUCUGCCUGCGUUCGAGUGGCGGGACGUCCGAAAAGCUGCAGGACCGAGAGGAGAUGUCCUCCUUCUGGAGAUGGAGGUCUCGGCGUGAAGCGCUUGUGCACCGAGUCUCUCAAGUUUUACAGAGGAAGCUGCAGAAUUGAGAUAGAAUUCAAGUCCAUUAAAGAACCAGUCAGGGCAGACAGGAUUCUCACUGACUUGAGGUCAGUCUGACGCCACAAAAACAUCCACAAGUUGUUUUUCAGACCUCACAUUUAUGAAUAAUGUUCCUCGUGUAGCUGCAUUUGAGAGGAUUGUCUGAAAUAAAGGUGUUUGCUGAG